Messenger RNA from Ictalurus furcatus (blue catfish), 3050 nucleotides. Its product is annotated as exostosin-1. Bases 216 to 2408 code for a protein of 730 amino acids. The transcript is spliced from 11 exons. Gene Ontology annotation, cellular component: membrane. Gene Ontology annotation, molecular function: glycosyltransferase activity. The record is from RefSeq and is a predicted model, not a curated record. NCBI's taxonomy places the organism in Eukaryota, Metazoa, Chordata, Actinopteri, Siluriformes, Ictaluridae.
UACCUCAGGACUCAGAGUAGUGCAUGCAGAUCAUUUUACCAGCUGAUUUUAUAUCAGUUGUUCAUGUUAUUUUUCCCAGUAAAAUUAACCUUUCUUGGUUUAAGGCUAAGCUGCGUGUAUAUGCGUCUGCUCAGAGCGGCCCGUACGUUGGCGCUAUGCUCUAGCGCCAAUAUGAGAGUCUUUGUGGCGCGUUGAGCUUCUCCGUGCCAGUCCACAUGCAGGCCAAGAAGCGCUACGUGCUAGCGUUGGCGGCAGCUUGCGCCAUGCUGCUCGCCUACAUCUGCACUCUACACACCACCGAGCUCCAGACGCACAGUGAUGAGCCGCAUUUUCACGCCCUUCUUCAGCAUGCCGAGCAGCCAUACCUGUUUCUGGAGGAAGUGGAACCAGAAGAGUACGGACCGCUGGUGCUGCUGCGCCGUGAGAUCCAGAACAACAUGUACAAGAGCCGCCGCUGUCGCAUGGACACAUGCUUUGACUUCGGUCGGUGUCAGGGUGCCUUCCGCGUCUAUGUGUACCCGCCAGGCACAAGCGCGGUCACGGGAAUUUCCGAGAAUUACCGGAAAGUUCUGGCGGCCAUCGAGGACUCACGGUUCUACACGAGCGAUCCAAGUGAGGCGUGCCUUUUCGUGCUCAGCGUGGACACACUGGACCGGGACAGACUUUCACCACAAUAUGUGCAGGAUGUUAGAACUCAGAUCCAGAACCUUCCACUGUGGAAUGAUGGCAGGAACCACCUGAUCUUUAACCUGUACUCUGGGACGUGGCCCGACUAUGCUGAGGAUUUGGGUUUUGAUGUAGGCCAGGCCAUGUUGGCCAAGGCCAGUGUCGACGUGCAGAACUUCAGGCCCAAUUUUGACGUGUCCAUACCUCUUUUUUCCAAAGACCACCCCCAGAAAGGUGGGGAGAAAGGUUAUUUGACAUCCAACAAUGUCCCGCCUGCACGGAAAUACCUUCUAGUGUUCAAAGGGAAGAGGUAUCUUACAGGAAUUGGUUCAGAAACCAGGAACGCUUUGUAUCACAUACAUAACAGGGAAGAUAUGAUUUUGCUGACCACCUGCAAGCACGGGAAAGACUGGGAGAAGCACAAAGACGCCAGGUGUGACCAGGACAAUGAAGAAUACUCAAAAUUUGAUUACCAGGAGCUGCUACACAAUUCAACUUUCUGCCUGGUGCCUCGUGGCCGGAGACUCGGGUCUUUCCGUUUUCUCGAAGCCCUGCAGGCGGCGUGUAUCCCUGUAUUACUGAGUAACGGAUGGGAGCUGCCUUUCUCUGAGGUCAUCGACUGGAGUAAAGCCGCUAUCAUUGGAGAUGAGAGAUUAUUACUGCAGAUUCCCUCCAUCACCAGGUCUGUCGAUGCAGAGCGAAUCUUGGCUCUGAGACAGCAGACACAGUUCCUGUGGGACUCCUACUUCUCCUCCGUGGAUAAAAUUGUCUUAACCACAUUAGAGAUCAUCCAAGACAGGAUAUACACCUACACCUCAAGAAGCAUGCUGAUGUGGAACUCUCUCCCCGGUGGACUCUACACACUUCCUCGGUUCUCCUCAUAUCCCACCCUUUUCCCCUUUUACUAUGGACUCCUGGGUAAGACUCCUCAGCAGGAGUUCACAGCUGUUAUUCAGGCAGUAGCUCCUCUUCAGUCUCCUCAGCAGCCCAUCCUCAAACUCAUCAUCGCUGUUGCCAAGUCCAAGUUCUGUGCUCAGAUCAUCGUGCUGUGGAACUGUGACAAACCUUCACCUCCUAGAAGCAAAUGGCCGUCCAUCAGCGUCCCUCUGACCGUCAUUGAAGAAGAGAGAAAGACGAUGAGCGGGCGUUUUUUCCCUCAUGAUGUCAUCAGGACGGAUGCCGUGCUCAGCCUGGACGAGGACUCGGUUCUGUCCACGAACGAGGUGGAUUUCGCUUUCAUCGUGUGGCACAGUUUUCCUGAACGGAUAGUCGGAUAUCCGGGACGCAGCCAUUACUGGGACGCCACCAAGGGGAGGUGGGGCUACACGUCCAAGUGGACCAAUGAGUACUCGAUGGUGCUGACGGGCGCCGCCUUCUACCACAGGUACUAUCACUUCCUGUACACUCACUACCUGCCCAGUCGACUCCUCUCCAUGGUGGACCAGCUCGCCAACUGUGAAGACAUUCUCAUGAACUUCCUCGUCUCCACGGUAACCAAGCUGCCGCCAAUCAAAGUCACGCAGAAGAAACAGUACAAGGAGACGAUGAUGCAACAGGGUUCGAAGUCAUCACGUUGGGCCGACCCAGACCACUUCGCUCAGCGGCAGUCCUGCAUGAACUCCUUCGCCGCAUGGUUCGGCUUCAUGCCCCUCGUUCACUCUCAGCUCCGUUUGGAUCCGGUUCUGUUUAAAGACCAGGUCUCCAUCUUACGCAAGAAAUACAGGGACAUCGAGAGACUGUAAAGACGCAUGACUCGUCCUCGGAGCCCUCAUAUCGACGCGAACGUCUCGAAUUUAUGGGCACUUUUUUUAUGAGUGAUGUGCUGAUUGGCCUGGAAUAGAUUGGCCUCACAAAUAUAAUGUCUGCAGAGUCAUUUCAUUUAAAAUAUAUGCAACUCCGAGUUUUAUCUUGUUUAGCGGCUCUGGUCGGGUAUCUGAGAAUCCGGCACCGCCGACUUUUCAUCCUCAUCAUCAUCGUCAUUUGCAGAGACCUCUGUUGCUCCUCGGACACGAUCAGAGGAAGGAAAGAUGGCCUGAAGUCGAGGUCACGGGGAAGACGCCCAAACUCACACCAAUGCCUGCAAUAUGUACAUUCAGUUCCUUUAUUUUUUGUACGAUUUUGCCUUUUUUUUAAAGAAGCCUAAAGUCGAAUAAAAUCUCUGAAUGCCACAGAAGGGACUGCUGAUUAAAUGUGUCUUGGCUCUUGUCUCUGAGGUUAUAAACAAUCUGAUUUUGAUGUCUUAUUUUUCCUGGCAGGUUAAAGUGAAAGGAUUUAUUUUGGGCGCUGUGUUAUAUAAGGUGAUUUACAGUGAGGACUGGUUGGUGAAAUGUUUUCUAUUUGCAGUUAUUCUUACUGUGACUUUCAAAUAUUACUUAGAGGAAUUG